Molecule: messenger RNA, 546 nt
Organism: Penicillium brevicompactum
Lineage: Eukaryota; Fungi; Ascomycota; Eurotiomycetes; Eurotiales; Aspergillaceae
Exons: 1
Coding region: 1-546 (181 amino acids)
Source: RefSeq, a predicted model, not a curated record
AUGUUGACCUCCCCCAACAGCUCGACCUCCAGUGUCUCCUCUGAGCCUCGCUCACCCCAUCAACAACCUACCCGCCGAUCCCCCAUGCCCAUCAAAUACCCCCGGUUUUACUCCUCCCCGGUGGACGAGGAUACCAACUCAACCCCUCUACAAAUGUACGGCCUCGAGCAACGAGAGCCUUCCAUCUACGGCAAACCACCCAAGCUCCUCCGACGAGUCUCCCAUGCCCUCGGCGAUAUUCGGGAAGACCUGUCUCUAGACACGGAGAAGCUCAAGCGCCGCUCAACUAUCUUGUUUGAUCCCAUCUCUCCACGAGAGAUUCCCGUCACAUCCCAUGGCCCGCCUCGUUCACGACCUAUGUCCAUCAUCUCCUUCGACAAUUGGUCCGGCCCGACACGGGGAAUGAGCCAGCGCAUCUCUCGCCGUCUGUCGGUGUUCUCAUCCCGCGGCAAACCCACCAGUUCCAAGGGUGCGAGCAUCUCCUCGCCUAAUCUGAUCGGUUCUUCGACCGAAUACGGCAAUCGCAGCCAGAAUUCUUUCAUUUAG